Panicum virgatum (switchgrass) is the source of this 850-nucleotide messenger RNA. RefSeq lists its product as uncharacterized. Bases 40 to 648 code for a protein of 202 amino acids. The record is from RefSeq and is a predicted model, not a curated record. Lineage: Eukaryota; Viridiplantae; Streptophyta; Magnoliopsida; Poales; Poaceae. The transcript has a single exon.
CGUAACCUCUCUCUGUCCCUGUUCCUGAUCGAGUUUGAGAUGGAGGCGCUGCUCCCGAGCUCCAUCUCGCCAAAGAUCAGCAGCAUCCUCCAAUCCCACGUCUACCCGCGUGUCGGCCGCGUCCUGCGCGCGCUCGCCAGGUUCAAGUCGUUGCUCCUCGACGCGCUCGGCGAGACCAAGAGGGGCGCGCGGGCGAAGAAGAGGCGCGCCAUCCGCUGCCGCUCGAGGUCGUCGUCGUCGAGGAAGAGGAGGAGCAAGCAGGUCGCCAGCGCCUUCAUGAAGCCGCAUCUCGCCUGGUCCGGCGGAUUGUCGUCGUCGCCAGCUCGGGGAGCGGCGGCGCUGGACGUGAGCUACCACGUGUACCCGUGCUUGGAGUCGGCGUGGAACGCGGUGGUUCCUGUUCCCGCCGGGACGGCCGGCGGCGGCGAGGACGGGGCGGCGGCAGAGUACUGUGGGUACCUGCGCUGGCUCGAGGAGGAGAUGCCAGAUGAAGUACUGGUCGUCGAGGAGGAGGAGGGCGACGGCGACGGGAAUGAGAUCGACAUGCUAGCGGAGAAGUUCAUCGCGAGGUGCCGCGCCAACUUCUUGCUGGAGAAGCAGGAGUCGUACGACCGGAGGUGUCAGGAGAUUAUAGCCAGGAGCAUCUGAAGCCCGCAUGCAAAUCUGCAAAUUAAAAAUUUGGUUUUCCCGAUCUGAAUAAAUUCUAGGAAGUGCGCAAUUCUAGGUAGAGUCGAGCCAGCGGCGAGGCUGAAGAACAGCAAUGUAAAUUCACGCAUGGCGUAGCUGUUUGCGGCUUGGGAUUGGUUGUUUAAUUUCUUCGAAAAAGAAAAAAAUGUGAGAUUUUCAAAAA